Molecule: messenger RNA, 1707 nt
Organism: Yarrowia lipolytica CLIB122
Lineage: Eukaryota; Fungi; Ascomycota; Dipodascomycetes; Dipodascales
Biological process (GO): mRNA cis splicing, via spliceosome
Cellular component (GO): U1 snRNP; U2-type prespliceosome
Molecular function (GO): RNA binding; protein binding
Source: RefSeq, a predicted model, not a curated record
AUGACCUGGCAAGAACACAAGGCGGAGGACGGACGAACGUACUACUUCGACCCGGAAACGCAAAACUCGACGUGGGACAAGCCCGAGGAGCUCUUCACGGAGCGCGAAAUCGCCCUCAAACGCACAAACUGGAAGGAAUACACCGCCGAGGGAGGCCGCAAAUACUGGUUCAACACCGAGUCCAAGGAAAGUGUGUGGGUGUUUCCCGCAGAUGCCGAAGCGAUUCUUCAGGGAGAAGCGGCGGCCGAUGAGUCGAUUCCCAAAGAACCCCGAGAGGUGCGAGAACAGCGUGGUCGAGAAAAACGAGAGGAACAUUUACCGUCUCUGAGCUCGAUUGCGCCGGAUAAUGUGCAGCAGCAGUUCAAGGGAGGCAGUUCCGAGGAGAUUGAGGCGUCUUACAAACAGCUGAUGGCCGACAAGGAGGUCGACAGUAGCUGGACGGUUCAGAAGCUGAUGAAAGAGUGUCUUGAAGACCCCCGAUACUGGGCUGUGCGAGACGCUCUGAGACGGCGGGAACUGUUUGAGGAGUUUCUGACCGAGAUUGAGCAGAAGGAGGUCCAGGAGACGUUGGAUAAACGCCUGGAGUACCAGCAGAGAGUCUAUGAUUUGUUUGAACAGUCCAACAAGAUUGGGCCGUAUUCUCGCUGGAUCAGCGUGGAAGAAGAGUUCCGCGACGACCCACUGUUCCACACAGGUCACGUGGACGACCGUAAACUGGCGCUCGCAAAAUAUGUCCGUUUUUUGAACGAACAGGAGCAGAAAAAAACCGCCGAGAUCAAGGCCGCCGGAAAACAAUUUCUCAAGUCCGUGCUGCAAAUCGACAUUGUCAAAUCUACCUGGAACGAUACCCUGAGAGAUAUCAAGUCGAGAUCGGCGGAACUUGCUGCCGAGAGGCCGGAAAUGCGACUGCUCAACAAGAUGGACUUGCUGGACGUCUAUUCAAAGACAAUCGAAGAGAAGGAAGCCGAGUUGGUGGAACAGAUUGAACAGAAAUCCGCCGUCGCUGCCAGACAGGCCAGAAUAGCCCGCCAACAGUUUGUCAAACUGCUCUCCGAACAGGUCGACAAGGGCCAUAUCGUCUACACCACCAAAUGGAAGGAGCUGGUGGACUACAUCAAGGACGAUGUGCGAUUCCAGAACCUGUGUGGAAUCAGACACUCAUCCACACCGCUGGACCUCUUCUGGGACGUGAUUGAGGUCGAAAACAGACGGGUCCGAAACCUGAGGACCAUCGCCCAGGGAUAUCUGACAAGCGAGGGCAAAAAUAUCGACAGCCUGACCCUCGACGAAUUUGGCCACCUGAUCGCAGCGUGCUCGGACUACACCACCAAUCUCGAACAUCCUCGGUACACCCAGCAGGUCUACAAUGCUCUCAAGGACUCGGAUUUCGAAAUCGACCGGUUUGCUUCAGAUCGAAAGCUGCGACGACUUCAGGACGACUUCCGGUACGCCCUGAGAGACAUGGAGCCGGUCAUCCAGGUGUCGGACACGUGGGAUGCGGUAAGAAGAGUGGCCGACCGACUGCCGGAAGCAAAGGGACUCAGUGCGGUGCAGAGAGAAGCGGCGUUCGACAAGUACAUCGCCAGAUUGAGGGACAGGCCGAGAGGAAGAGUGGGUAGAGAUAGAGACGUGAGGGGAGGCGGAGAAAGGGAGCGGGGUGAUAGAGGCGAGAGAGGGGACAAGAGAGGCGUUUCUCUGGAUUAUUAG